AGAAGGAUGGAAGGUCAAAGAACGGCGCACCUCCUCGCGAAAUUCAAAUCCGCAAACGCAGCCAACAAGGCAAUACGCGAAGGACUCACAAUAGCCGGGAAGCUGGUGUAUGGAAGGAAAUCGCAGCAAGAACCGAGGAGAUGUCUGAAGUGCCAGCAGAUAGGGCAGCAUUUCGCGGCGCAGUGCCACCAGGAGGGAGAAUCAUGCGGGACAUGCGGGAAGAAUCACGCAACGAAGGACUGUCGAGAGCAGAAUCCCGAUCACUUUUGGUGUGUAAAUUGCAAAGUUGGAGGCCAUGCCUCCUGGGACAGAAUGUGCCCACGCUUCCGUGAAGAGGCAGAACGCUUAAAGCGACGCGACCCAGAAUCCACUUACCGCUUCUUCCCAAUAGAUACCGCACAAUGGACAUGGGAACAGAAU
Molecule: messenger RNA, 420 nt
Organism: Heterobasidion irregulare TC 32-1
Lineage: Eukaryota; Fungi; Basidiomycota; Agaricomycetes; Russulales; Bondarzewiaceae
Exons: 1
Source: RefSeq, a predicted model, not a curated record